AUGUCUCAGUUCAAAAAGCGAAUUCAUCUUUUCAACUGUGAUAACACAUACAAGCUAGAGCCUGUUGAAAAAUUGUUGGAGAAAUGUGGCAUCGAUGUUGAACUUGUUGAGAAGCACUAUUUCAGACUUCCUAAAAUGUCUGAAAUGGUCGACAGAAUUCCCAUCUUAGCGAUGGAUAUGGCCUUUUUCGUGGUUCAUGCACAUGAAUGUGUGCUCUCGAUAAACGAGGAAGGCGCGGGAUUUGGCUACGCCAAAAUAUACCGGGCUUUACUAAAAGCAACGGGUAAGGAGCUGAAACAUUUUCAGUUUUUUUAUCAUUAUUUAUCAUUAUUUAAUUGUGUUUGUCACAAACACAUUUAAUUUUGCUUAAUAAUGCGUUGUUCAGCAGGCAGCGAUUUCUUUGACAAAAGCAAUGGCAAGUUUAUCAAAUUUACUGCGGAACUGUUGUACAUUUUCCCUAACAAAGGCCUAUUAGACAUAUGAGUCGAAAGCGAAAGUAAAUUAGCGUAGAUGUACAUCGAGGUUGGAAGUUCUCGGCACUUGCUCUGGAAAUUGGUAAAGUGCGACUAGUUGUUUCAUGCGUCGUCGAGGAUCUGUUACGAGCGAGGAAAUCGAAACCCGGCUUCGAAUUCUCGGUACAGAAAUACAAUUUCACUUUGUUUGAGAUACCUACGCUGAGGAAAAAAAAUGCACUCGAAUGCCUCUUGACAAUAACUUGGAACAAGGUACACAAUGGUUUAAUGAAGGCAACAGAUAACCGGCUUGAGACUGGGUUGUUUGUGUCUUUUUAUUCAGUUGUGAACCCGUUUUUAUUUGCUGCCGAGCAAGAAAGGAAAAAUCUCUUCCUUGUAUGAUUAAUUUGGCAACUAAGAAAAGUAAUCGACUGUAUAAAACUAACGCGAUGUGAUUCGGUGGAUAAAGCGGCGGACGAUUUAAGCGGAAGCGACUAAAACCGUUUCCGAUAAUCUGUUUUCCUUCUUUUGUUGGCGAUCAAAAUUUUAGGCAAUGUAAGGUAAUGUACUCCCAUUUAUUUUAUAAAUGUUGAUUUUAUUUUUUCCUUUCCUAAAUGAAGACGGAAGCAAACUUCCGGCGAAUGCUUAUGAUAAGACAAAUUAGACAAAAGGAACUGUUUCCAAGAAUCUUGGGACAAUUUUAAUUCGUUUUUUCAGGUUAAACCCAAUUUGCGUGUGCGUAUGUGUCGGCUUGAAUACGUGGUUUAACGUCGAUCGUUCAAACCACUAAGAUAUAAGAUUUACAUGACUCAUUGCUUGUCAUUUAAUUCUGAAGAUUGUUCGUAUUUGCUCUGAAAAGUAAUAAAAAACGCAUAGAGUCCGGGAAUACCGUAAUUUAUUUACAUUUUCAUUUGCAUGCAACUCUUUCAAGUUGGGUGUAAGAAAAUCAACAACUGUAAGUGAGACCGUCAGGGACCUUCAGGAUUGUAUGAGUUAAAGAUUGAAAGCAAAUUUAUAUUUAAAAGCCAUUUUGCCUCAAUGGAUAACGGCUAAGAGAACAUUGAAUUAAUUCCUCAUAAUGAUGAAUGCUGAACAAAUCAGAGGCGCCUCUCUUCGGAUACUGAUUUUGAGCAGCCAAGGAAUAUUCCUACGCAGAAUUGAUAUGAUAAAACAGUUUACCAUUGAAACCGAAUUGGAAAGGUGAACAUUUGUCAGCUAUCAGCAGUUAUCUAUACCACUGACAUGGGUUCAAAACGCUUUUUCAAAGCAAAUGAAAUUAAUUUGAAUAAUCGUUCGAAUUAUGAAAGGAAAUUUUGUGGGUAACAAGAAAUGGAGCUCCGAUUACCAUAGAUAAACCAAGAAACAUAGUGUUAUUUCGAUGACAUGUUGGGAGAGGAUGUCAGCAUCCAUCGAACAAAUUUGAAAUAUUUUGGAAAGUCGCCCAAAAUUCGUUUUCUCUCCUACUUUCAUAUUUUUUAGCCCAAUAUGUUCGAAUAAUUGUGGUGUAGUUUUUUGUGAAAACAUAUUUUAGUUUUCGAGAAAUAGUUUUUUUCGUUCGACCGCUCAAAUAUGCAAAUUUUAACCGUGAAUAUUACCCGAGUUGUGUGACCUCAUGUAACGAAUAUGCUAAACAACCGGUAUUUCUAUCGACAUAAUCCUUUGUUUUAUCAUCUAAACUUAAUCCCCUGUCGUUAUUGAAGCUGGCAAAGAAGUAGUUAUUUUUUGGUGAAUAGUUUUGUCCGACAUGCUUUCCCUAUGUCGAAAAGUAGCAUCAACACUAGGACAUAUUGGGCUACAAAAUAUGAAAGUAGGAUUGUAAGCAAAUUUUGGGUGACUUGUUGCUGUUUGUCUGAUGCAUGUUGACAUUAGCUCUUAAAUUUUAUGUGCUCUUUGUUAGAAACGAGAUACUUUGUUUCAUUUUCACGAGCACAAAUAAAAUGUACAAAAAUAGUAACCAAAUGAGAUUCCGAAGACGUCUCAAGGGCCUUUGCAUAAACACUUCGUUAAUCAAAUAGUAUAUGUCAGGUCUCUUUCGUGCAAUACGGAUUAUACAUGUACAUGUAUCAAUAUUAAUGUUAAUGCGUGGGAUCAGGUUGCCCUGUGUAUUCGAGCCUGAGGCUCAUGUAUAAGACGUAUGAAAGUAAGCAAAAUACAAUUAAAAAAACAGAAACAAAAAAAAAAAUACAUAUAUAUAUAAAAAACUAAACGUACAAAAAUCAUUGCUACAAUUAAAAAUAUCGGCAGGGCGGUAACACCAGGUGCUCAGUCAAAGGGGCGCAUUGUUUCAUAUUUUACAUCUGGUCAUUAGGAAGGAAUUUGAUUAAGUGUGUCUGACAUGGGAGAUACAAACACACUGGCCAACAACAAAACAUUGGAAAUUGCAUAUCGUGUGGAGAUAUGUACUGUUACGCCUUUUUACAUUUGAAUCUGCUUUAUUAUCAGGUGGAGAUGUCAUCAUCGUUAUCGGGGGAGAUAACAAAUACAAGGGCGAAGACGAAGAGGAACGUGAGGUUAUUUCACGUUGGGCGAAAAGGAAAGUUUUCUCACAGUUCAGCGAAGAGUAUCUUGAUGGCAGAAAGAGCUUCAUCUUUUCUUGGAACAAAAAACAUCGAGAGAUUCACGAACAAGCUCUGUUGCAUCACUUUGACCCAAACAAGAACGGACUAAAGUUCGAAUAUCAGCCGGAUCAGCGAAAGGAACAACCAGAGGCAGCAACACCACCGCCAUCAAGAUUGGAGGAGGUAAUACAUCCGUUUCGUAGGUGUUUUUCCUUGUCAGGCGAACAACAAUAUGAAUCAGAGCCGCCACUUAAACCAGAAAGUUCCCUGCGUCACUAUGAAGCUGUAACUGGUGCAAGGGAGAUCAAAGAAUGGUAGACUCUUGAUAGUAGAGCCGAGGGCAGCAAUAUUUCGAGGAAGAAGGCAAGCACAACAACCGCUAAUAAUCAAGGAGCCGGGUCUGAGGAAAUUUUUCGUCCACGUACCGGAGAAACUAUUGGUUAGAAUAAAAUCUUAAAAACAGAUUUACAGGAAAAUAUUUAGGCACCUUACCCACUUAUGCGUCGAUCAAUCGGAAGCUUCAACAUCCAGGAAGCCCCCUGUGGAUUUAAACUUUUGAAGAUUGGCAUGUUAAAAUUCUUGUUCCGGGCCCAAAAUUAUUUCCAAAUGCCCUCCCCAAGUGGCGGAAUUGAUGGUGAAUUUUUUUUUUGUAAAAGGCGGAAUCAGCGACCGCGACUUUCUACUCAUUUACCAAGCUUUAAAAACUAGACCUUGCAGACCUUUCCUUCUGAGGAAUUCGCCCGCGAAAGUGAACUCUAUACCUUCAAACUCUCCCUAUUUUUAAAAAUAAAAACUUUUAUUCGGUUGAAAUUCCCCAUCUCAGCCAAAAAAUGUUCAAAUUCCCCACCCCUGAUAAGGAUGACGGUCAAAUUACCGCGGGUUGCCCGGGGCGGAUGUUGAAGCUCCGAAUUAAUCUGCGCAUUAUCUGAGAGGUGAUAAAGCCGACGAAAGCACAAUUCCUCGGUAACUCUUGUCGUUUUGCCCACUUGAAGUCUCCAAGGUAUGUAGAUUUGAGAAGGUAGUAGGAAGUGAACUGCUAAACUUCUACCUCUGCUAGGGGCAUGGCCAAAUGGUGCCUUUUUAAGUGCUGAGGUCAAUUGCCCAUAUGUUUCAACUCUUUGAUUCAUAUCGGAAACUUUAUGAAGAUUUUCACCGAGAAGACUUUUGCUAAUCGUUUACCCAUGAAAACUAUUAGCGUCUUGUUUCAGCUAAUUCUAAAUUCCAAUUUCUGGUUUGCAGAAUUUUUCUCGUGGGAGUUUCUUUGUCGCUGUGUCGGCUUCUCAUUUACUAACAGAAGGAAGUCUGUUGGUUCCAACGCACUGACCGCCAUUAUUUGGCAGCCAUGCACACACGGUUAAAGGAGAAUCAUGCUCCAAAAACCAUCUAAUUUUUAUCUUUACCAUCGACAGUAUCCUAACUUAAAACAAUUGUCUUCAACUGAGCUUAUAGUUGAUUAUGGACGCUUGCCAUUUUUUAACCUUGCCCAGCAACCUGGCCGACCACCUUUCUCAGUUACAAAUAUCGAUUCUUUUCUCUUCAUCUCAUGGAGAUCUGUUCGAUUAAUCAAGAGCCACUCGAAAAUAAAUUAUCUAAAAGAAAUUGUUUUUUCGUGGUGGUUUUGCUCGUGUGGCCAGCUAACUUUGUUAGUUUCAAAAUGACGGCGUUUAUGUUCGAGUUUUAAGCACAUUUAGCCAGGUUGAGUUACUCACUGGAAUCUCAAUAUGCAUACUUCUUCCUCAAGAUAAUCUUUAAGUGUACGACUUUCCGUCUCUCUCUCUCUUUAGAAUUGUCGAUUCUUGGCUGUAAUGUGUCAUGUGAGUCUGUGGAUGAUGCGAAAAAAGUUUUUGCAAGAGUUCUUCCCAGCCUUCGCUUGUCAAAGGAUCCUUUCGUUGGCAACCUGCCAAUCACCAAAGUUGAAGAAUAUUUGAGGGACUAUCACUUCAGAUUCUCUGUGUUGAUGGUGGACGGUUAUACUGUGAGGGAUGGUUGUGACGAUCAAAGAUCAAAGGAAUUACAGCGACUUGUAAGACUUGCAGUGGAUCAAGUCGGUAAGUCUUCCGAUUGCACUGAUAAGUUACUCUCAUAAAAAUCCUUCAUACCACGUUUUUUUAUCAUUACCAUACUUUUAACCCCUUGAAUUAUUUCGUUGUCAAUAAUUUAGUUCCUUUUCGGUGCAUUUAAUCAAAAACAUUCUCUUCGUCUGACAAAAAGACAAUCUUACCGCUGAAUGCUUGAGUUGAUAAAUCAUUUUCUUGGAGAGCGGGUAGAGGAGGUCUAGGAAAGGGAUGAUCAUCCCACUGUAGUUUUAUGUAGUUUACAAAAAGUGCAUAGUGAUUACAUCCGAUCGUGAGCGGCUCCUCCUCUGAAUUUUGUACUGAGAUUAUUUUUUCGUAAAGGUAGAUCACCUUUUUGCAUUCACUGAACUGCUAUAAACACAGGCAUAGUAACAAAUAUUUGAGGUAGCUCUAAGCCCUCUUUGGACCAUGGAACCUGAAUCGGCCAUGGUUCUUCGAAACACGAGUAAUACUAAUGCUUUGUUAGCUGUUUAUAGACUUUCUGUCACGUUAGUUUUCAACUAAUACAGUGACAGAAAGGGUGCUGGUACUGAUAGUGUUCGAACAACUCAGCUCAAUUCUUGAAACAAAAUCCUUAUAAUUGUAAUUGAAUUACGGCUCAAUCGGUGUGAAGAAAUGAACACAGCAGUCCCCAUUUGAGAUUUUUUCUGUUUUCUCUUCACAGUUGAAAAAGUCAUUAUCUUGGUUUGCAAUGGGCAAUCAACAACAAAUACAUACAAUGAGUUUAUUGGGCAAAUCAAUAAACUAGAGAAAACGUUUGUUGCAACAGUAAACAAUGGAAAGCUGGCUAUGGAUCCACAGAUAUUUUGUGCAGCCAAGUUUUGAAUCUUCCAAUGACAUGUUCUACGCCAAAUACACAGUUUAUCUCUCAAGAACAGGAUGUACACGCUUACUCGUUGUCCACAUAUUCAUACAACUUAAGCGAAAACUAUCUUCAAAGGAAUUCCUCAGAAAGGAAAAGUAUUGAUGAGAUGAGUGCUCAAAAUAGUCAGCAGCUGGUCCUGGGGACACAGUUCUCAAAAAGACCCCCUCCUGUUGUUGUCCUAAGAAGUUUCGUUCGUCACGGAGAGAUAUCUUAUCGGCAAGAGGACCUUCAAAUAUGGGACCCUGAAUUUCAAGUUCCGGAUGACAUCCUAGGGAAGCUGUUAUACAGAUUCCGGAACAAACCUCUUGUUGGAAUAAGAGUCAUUAAGCUCAGUAAUGGGUCAACUGAGUGUUACGUUGAUCAAAAUUUGAAACAAUUUACGUUGGAUGGGGAAAUACAGCUUGAUACUGGAAAAAAGCUUUUAUUAAAAACUCGUGUUCGCAACGGAAAGGUAUCGUUUGAAGACAACAGUGUAAAGUAUAAAUAUAGAAAUAACUGUAUCCCUGAACGCAUUAUCGAUGAUCUACAAAAGAGGAAGGCUGAUGGUGACUUGUACAUCAGUUUACAUGACUCAGACAAAUUUGAAGCUAUUAUAAAAGAAAGUGGAAAAAUAGAGCAAGCUGCUAAUGCUGCUGCUAAUGCUGCUGCUAAUGCUGCUGCAAAGGCUAUCAAACAAACAACGGAAAGAGCACUAAAAACAGCAAAAGAAGCAUUUGGGUUUCGUUCUUUGGGGCGUAGCAACAUAUAGGUUAAAGGAACUGGUAAAAAUUUACUUCAUUGUAUAAGGAAACUGGCCGAUAACGAAGGACGAGAACUAAAUUGAUGUCUUCCUUUUGACUCUUAACCUCCAGAAAUAGUUCUUUUCGGUUGCGAUGCUCAUCCAAGUUGACGUGAUGGCGGACGUCUCGAUGCAAGCGAAAACCGAAAUCCAUUUCUUCGAAAGGUUUGAAAUGUGACAAAAAUAUCGUGGUUUAGACCGUUCAAAGAGUAUAUUCGCUCAUGGGCUCAUGUUGUGUUGUAAUUUUGUUUGAUGAGAGAUAGCGAUAAAGAAUCGGUUUUAUUUAGAUGAAGAAAAAAACAUUAUAGAAAAGGAAAACGGAAAAGAGAGACCAUGGAAAUGAAUUAAAAGCUCUACUGGUGGACAGCUUGAUUAUAGACCAUUUAUAGAAUAAGGAUGGCAUCUCGGCGGGUUUUUUGAGUUAUUUUUUUAAUCAAAAAAUAACUAUGUUAGCGUGUAGUGCGGUAUGUUGCUCGCACCAAUCAGAUCACACACUUUGGGCAUUAGAGUAUCUUUCUCUUGCUCAGUGUAUCUUAAUUCAUUUAUUUGCAACAUAUGUUUGGCUAGGUCUAUUGAAGAUAACACAGAGUUUUAGUUUGCUUUUCGUAGUUAAAUUAGGUGGAAUCAUAUUUUGAGGCAGCCAACUGUAGACGAAUAAUUUUUAUUUUCUCUCUGUUAGGAAAAAAGGCAGUUAGUCGACUCUUUUGCAAACGUUAUUUGGUCUCGUUGCGCAACGCACUCUCUUACCAAUGGGGAAGAGAGGGCGUUAUGUGGCAAGACCAGACAAUGGUUGCGAAGGAGACUACAGUAGGCGUGGCAAUGAUGCAUUUCAUUUUCACCCAGAAGUAUUUAGACAAUAAAGACAAUAGACCACAAAGAACCUGUGAGAGUUUAGAUAAAUUAGCCUUUUUUUCUUUCCUUAAGGUGAAGUAACACAAUAUUUUCGUUCUUUUUUAAGUUAUGCUCUUUUUCUGUUCCAAAAUGAAAACAAUAGGUUCACAAAGUGUCCUACCGCAACACACCCAGUUAAAAAAUAACUCUUGCAUGAUACGCAUGCCUGUGUUUGUACCUAAUGUUUUUCUGCUUCCGGUGUGCUUUCCAACAGAACAGAGUACAGUCAAGGCUUCUCUAUUUGUCAACCAGUCUUGAUAAUUGAAUAAAUUUGAAAUAAAUUUUCGUUUGUUUGUACGCAGGGAACUUCGCUGGCAAGGCAAUCCUCAAUGGUACAGUGUGAAAAUGUCACAAUGCAAGGAGUUACGUCCUUAGAAAUCCUUGCUGAGCAUCACCACAUGAUCUCAGAGAACUUUUACUCUUUGCAAGAUUAAGUCCCUUGAAUAGUAGACUUUCAUAAUGUUUAUCAUAUGUUCU
Pocillopora meandrina is the source of this 8096-nucleotide messenger RNA. NCBI's taxonomy places the organism in Eukaryota, Metazoa, Cnidaria, Anthozoa, Scleractinia, Pocilloporidae. The record is from the annotation of a GenBank genome assembly.